Molecule: messenger RNA, 711 nt
Organism: Akanthomyces muscarius
Lineage: Eukaryota; Fungi; Ascomycota; Sordariomycetes; Hypocreales; Cordycipitaceae
Exons: 1
Coding region: 1-711 (236 amino acids)
Source: RefSeq, a predicted model, not a curated record
AUGCUGUUACGGAACCCCGUUCGGUUCGGCAGCCCCAUGCCUUGGAGGCCGGCAGGAGACUUUGAAGCGCACUGGGCCGUGGACAGAGAAAAUUUCAACCUGUCACUGAAGGGCUCUUUUCUAGGGGGGGUGCGGUCCGCAUCGACCUACCGGGAGACGGUGUUCCGCGGCGGACCACCGGCAUCCGGCGAACUCGAUCUGGAUCUGGCGUCCACUUGGCAGAAAAUUCUUUGUCUAGUCGCCGAGAGCCAGGAUAACGGCUUUCCACUGUCCGAGGACACGCUGACUGCUUGCGCGACGUCACUCUGCUAUGGACAAGACGAGGCUUGUAAGCCGGCAGAGGAAGCGAAAUUGGCGAGGAACUUUGUCGCAUACUUGAAGUCGGUCCUUGGCGUCGAGGACUCUGCAAAGUACACGGGAUCAUCUUUCUCAGGCCCCGACGAGCAAGGCGAUGGCACUGUGUUUGGAAAGCCGGUGUGGGAUUUCGAGUAUCCAGAGUCGAGCUUCUUCGUCAUGCACGACAGGAGCAUGGGAUGCUGCAUUGCCCCUGUCGCCCCAGGCGAUGGUGUAUUUGUUCCACUUGGAUGCACGUAUCCUCUAGUGCUGCGGCCGGAUGGUGAACGUGGCUUUCGGGUCCGAGGCUACUGUUUUGUGCAUGGUGCGAUGCAUGGAGAGAGGCAGACCGGGCGAGAUUAUUUCAGUCGAUAUUAA